Molecule: messenger RNA, 2433 nt
Organism: Mycetomoellerius zeteki
Lineage: Eukaryota; Metazoa; Arthropoda; Insecta; Hymenoptera; Formicidae
Gene: Ssrp
Product: structure specific recognition protein
Biological process (GO): regulation of chromatin organization
Cellular component (GO): nucleus; FACT complex
Molecular function (GO): histone binding; nucleosome binding; DNA binding
Source: RefSeq, a predicted model, not a curated record
CCGCCUUUACCUUUUGCCGCGUUUUGUGUAUUGUAAUUUCGUCGAUAAUAACACAUGUCCUAUUUAUUUUUACAUACUUGUCGUUCGGAGAGUUGUUUACGCAAUCUUCUGGAACAAUAUUCUUGUUAAACUAAUCGAAUAAGAAUCUUGGAUAAUUAUUCAGGAUGGAUUUUCUCGAGUAUCCGGACAUCUUCGCCGAGGUUAAGGGCGCAAUGACGCCAGGUAGGUUGAAGUUGACUGAUCAGCACUUGAUCUUCAAGAAUCAGAAGACUGGGAAAGUUGAACAGAUCUCAGCUUCUGAUAUGGAGAUGGUAAAUUACCAAAAAUUCAUUGGAACCUGGGGUCUCCGUAUCUUUCUAAAAAAUGGUACUUUGCAUCGCUUCAAAGGCUUCAAAGAAUCUGAACAGGAAAAGAUCGCCAAGUUCUUUUCUGCUAAUUACAAGAAAGAUAUGUUAGAAAAGGAAUUGAGUUUAAAAGGCUGGAAUUGGGGUACUGCAAGGUUUAACGGAUCUGUCUUGAGCUUUGAUGUUGGUCAUCAUACUGCUUUCGAGAUACCUCUGUAUGAUGUAUCACAGUGUAAUACAGGAAAGAAUGAGGUAACAUUGGAAUUUCAUCAAAAUGAUGACGCUCCGGUCAGCCUGAUGGAAAUGAGAUUUCACAUUCCCAUUAGUGACAGUGUUGAUCAAGAUCCCGUUGAGGCAUUCCAUCAACAGGUGAUGGAUAAAGCAUCAGUGAUCAGUGUAAGCGGCGACGCAAUUGCCAUAUUCAGAGAAAUUCACUGUUUAACGCCACGUGGUCGUUAUGACAUUAAGAUCUUCCAGACCUUCUUUCAACUGCACGGCAAAACUUUCGACUACAAAAUACCUAUGUCCACUGUAUUGAGACUCUUCUUACUUCCGCACAAGGAUAAUCGUCAAAUGUUCUUUGUCGUGAGCUUGGAUCCUCCUAUAAAACAAGGCCAAACACGAUAUCAUUAUCUAGUACUCCUGUUCAAUCAGGAAGAAGAGACUUCUAUCGAGUUACCAUUUACCGAAAAGGAAUUAAAGGAAAAGUACGAAGGUAAACUGACUAAAGAAUUAUCAGGACCUACAUUCGAAGUACUGGGCAAGGUGAUGAAGGUAAUUAUCAAUCGAAAGUUAACUGGUCCCGGACAUUUCACUGGUCAUACCGGGACACCUGCUAUUAGCUGUUCUUUUAAAGCUGCGGCAGGAUAUCUAUAUCCACUCGAGCGAGGUUUUAUUUAUGUACACAAACCUCCAAUACAUAUUCGUUUCGAAGAGAUAGCUUCAUUGAACUUUGCGCGCGGCGGCGGAUCGACUAGGUCUUUUGACUUUGAGAUCGAGCUUACGAGCGGUGUGGUACACACGUUUAGUAGCAUUGAAAAAGAAGAAUAUGGUAAAUGAAAGAGUGACAAGCCCAAAUACGACCAAGACUUUGGUGACAGCGAUCAAGAGGACGAACCGGACGCUUACUUGGCACGAGUCAAGGCAGAGGCGCAGGAACGCGAUGGUGAGGCGAAUCAAGAUGACUCCGAGGAAGGCUCGACCGAUGAGGACUUCAAUCCGAAUCAAGAUGUAAGCGAUGUCGCCGAGGAAUACGACAGCAAUCCCAAUAGCUCUGAGAGUGAGGAUUCAGAUGCCUCUUCGGCUAGUCAUAAAAAGGAGAAGAAAGACAAGAAAGAAAAGAAAUCUAAAUCAGCAAAAACUAUAUCGGAGAAGCCGCGAAAACAGAGGAAAUCGAAGAAAGAGAGAGACGCGAACAAGCCAAAGAGACCUCCAUCAGCGUUCAUGUUGUGGCUGAAUAGUGCACGCGAUAGUAUCAAGGCGGACAAUCCAGGACUGUCUAUAACGGAAAUCGCGAAAAAGGGAGGUGAGAUGUGGCGAGAGCUCAAAGACAAGUCUGAAUGGGAAGCGAAGGCAGCCAAGGCUAAAAAAGAUUAUACGGCGUCGAUGAAAGAUUAUCAAGCGAGCGGAGGUGGAGGCGGAGGCGGAGGCAGUAAAGAAAAAAUUAAAGAAAAGAAGACAGAGAAAAAGAAGGAAACGAAAAAAGACUCGCCCAGUAAGCAAAUGUCUGGUUCCGGUUUUAAGAGCAAAGAGUAUAUUAGUGAUGACGAUAGUAGCAGCGAUGAGAGUAAGAAAUCUGUAAAGGAAAACUCUGAUAAUGAAAGCGAGGAGGAGAAAAACAAGAAGAAAAAAGUUGAGAAGAGGCCAAUGGAAGAUACUGGAAAAAAACCAACGAAAAAGACGAAACAAGAUCAGUCGGAUGAAAGCGAUGAGGAGGAACCUAUAGAGAGUACUCCAUCUUCGUCUGAAGAUGAUUCUAAAAGUGAUUAAUAAAUGCUACAGAACUCAAACAGAUAUUUUUGUCAUUAGUUUACACGUACCAGUUAUCGAAAUGAAUGUGUACAUCUUCCCACUAUUAAAAUUAUUAUAU